AUGGCGACCGCUGUCUGCGGUCUGCAGUCCACCGGCAGUAACAGUAAACCAGCGAAGGUACACCGAGAGCACCGGAGGAAAGCAAAGGACUCCAGAAGGAGGCAAGCGGCUCUGUUAUUCCUCAACAAUAUCUCACUAGACGGACGGCCCCAGUGUCAGUUUAACGAUGGAAAUACCGACCAAAAAGCCACCGAGGAGCACCGACUCGGGGACAGAGACGGCGGCGCAACGGUCAUACCCACGCCGGCGGAUAGCCAAGGACCCGUCGCCCCGGUGACAGAAACCCCCUCGGCCGGUAGUGGCUCGUCCUCCAGUUUUCCAGGAGUGGUUAGUCCUACUCGACCUUCUUUGGUAAUGUCUUCGGGACCUGCCGUGGCAAGUGCUGUCGGGGCUAAUGAGGUAUUUUUGGAGGGUGGCAGUGCGGCCGAGACGCUAACCCCGGACACCCCUCUGUCUCCUGUGCCCACGGGCCACCAGCCCUGCACCCGUGUCAGGUCAACGCCCGCCGCGCUGAGCCCGGUCCCGACUGGUAAUUCUCAGGAUUCACGGCAGAGGUUGAGAAAUGUCUCUGGUUCUCCUGGACCCAAGGUGCAAAAGAAAGUCCACUUCAUCAAGAGUAUGCGGCAGUAUGAUACCAGAGGAUGCAGGAUCAUGCUGAUUUGUGCCAAGCGGUCGCUAUAUGCUGCUUUCUCAGUGCUGCCCUAUGGAGAGAGUGCACACCUCAGUGAUCCUAAGCUGGAGGCUCAGAGACAAAGGCUCUCCUCUGUGGUGGCUGUGGACCUGCUCCCCUCCCUGGAAGGCGUGGAGCUGGGCGCUUAUGGCAAGACAGUGUCAUACGCUCAGUUCCUUUAUCCGACCAAUGCCUUGGUGAGGCAGAAGAAUGGCUGUGUGCCCGAGAGCUGCACAGCUCAGACCCCUCAGUCACGUUUCCGUGGCAACGGGCAGAGGAACAUCACCCUGGCUCGUCUGAACAACAGCGUGGCACAGGACCCAUGUAUAGAGGAGGUGGCAGAGUAUGACCCCAACCUGCUCAGUGACCCUCAGUGGCCCUGUGGGAGACACAAGAGGGUUCUUAUAUUUGCAUCAUAUGUGACAACUGUUAUUGAGUAUGUGAAACCAUCUGACCUGAAGAAGGAUAUGAAUGAGACUUUCAAGGAGAAGUUUCCUCACAUUAAGCUGACACUGAGCAAGAUAAGAAGCCUGAAGAGGGAGAUGCGGGCUGUGAGCGAGGAAUGCGGUCUACAGCCGGUCACAAUAGCAAUGGCCUUUGUUUACUUUGAGAAGCUGGUGCUGCAGGGUCGCCUCAACAAGCAGAACAGGAAGCUGGUGGCAGCAGCGUGCGUGCUGCUGGCUGCAAAGAUUAGCAGUGAUCUGCGGAAGCCAGAAGUCAAGCAGCUCAUUGAUAAGCUGGAGGAGCGUUUCCGUAUAAACAGACGAGAGUUGAUUCCUCUGGAGUUUCCUGUGCUGGUUGCCUUGGAGAUGGGACUUUACCUCCCUGAGAGCAAGGUCAUGCCACACUACCGCAGACUGGUGCAGCAGGGUUAGACUGGAUGUGGUGAUGUCUGACACUCUGCUGGUUUCAGUAAUAACACCAGCAAGUGUGUGUGGCAAAGCAAAUUGGAACUGUGUGUGCGUGUGCGUGUGUGUGGGUUGGAUUGACCAGUUUAUAAGCUGUCGUGUUUAAAACAAUUAAUUCUGGUACUAUUUAUUUCUCGUCAGUUGUGGCUUGAGUCACUCCCUGUAUAUGAAGAAUAACUGGUUUACACUUGUUGGCAAAUGUUUUAGACUUGAUGGCAUGUGUGUCUAUCUGAAUGUCUUUUUAAACGUUUGUGACGUUCUGAUGUUGAUCCAGUCAUGAGCUCUAUGUUAGAGAUCUUCAAUGAGCACGUUUAUUGUGCUUUUAUUUUGGUUCUUCGUGACCCAGUUUUUGGUACAUCCGAGUAUUCUUCACCUCUAUUUAAUUGAAUUGUAUGCUGUGAUGUUUGUGUUUGUGGAAAACUCUUCACUUGCACCUUUCUCAUUACUAUACUGCCUGUAUAGUUUUUAUUACAAAUGACAAUGCACCACACUGUUGAUUUUGUAAAUGCCUUUUAAACCCACUGUGACAUUGAAGCAUUUUAGCCAUUGGACAGAAACAUGAAACUGUAGAUUAUGGGUGUAAAACAUGGUUUUAGUUAAGUCUGUUUUUAGAGAAGAAAGUGGCCUUUAAUUUGUUUGUACUGUACAACGCCACAUUCAUGUAUUUCUCUUGUUCUCUAGUAGAAAGAAAAUAUUCAUGUGGCAGCACUGUGUUCAGACUUUGUUGUUGGUUGACAAACUGUGCUAAUAUACAGUGUCUGUGGUGUCACGUGCAAGGAAACAGGAUCAUGGAGACAUUAUUUAUAGUAAGUGUUUUUUUUUUUUUGUUUGUUUCAUGUCAGUAACCAGGGACAUGUUUUGUUAAAAGCACUGGAAUUUAUCCCUCAGUAGUCUGGCUAGUUGUUGUAUUUUUCAGUUCUCAGGAAUUUUGCUUUCUCGUAUCUUUGAAUAGCUCAUAAAAUCUAAUCCAAAGAAACAAAAUCGUUUUUGUUACCGUAGCUAUCAUCGCUGAAAUCACAUGCACUCCAUUGUAAUCCAGUGGAAGGUAACUGAUUUGUAGUGCUUUGAAAACAACAGGAAAUCCGACUGUUGUAACUCUGAAGUAUAUGAAUAGAUGUGUGAGUUGCUUGUGCAAAUACCAGUUUGUGUUAAUCUGACUGAAGUAUGUAUUGUGAAGUAACUCUUCAGAUUUCUGUGCCAUUAGGUGGACAAGUAAUGCAGGAGAAAGAAGUGCCUGAAACUACAGUGGCAGUGAAAUGGUUAACCAUCUUAUCAUAAGUGAUAUUUAACGUUGACAUUUCUUCGUCUUGCUGCCGUAGAGAUCCUUAAAUGUUGAGGUUGCUCUCGUCUGGGAAAGAUAAUCAAACACUUUCUGGACAGUCUUUAUAGUCGUAGACAUGAUGGUGAUUCAGUUUUGUGUCUGCAGUGGUAAAAAAUGUGUCACAAUAAACGUCCAAAAAGAGCGGUGUAACUGCAGAAUAUGGAUCUGUAUGGUUGAUGUCAAAUUGUUAAAUAUUCAUUGUUUUCAUACUGUAAAAUGA
This is a messenger RNA of Seriola dumerili (greater amberjack), 3119 nucleotides long. It is a transcript of the gene cables2a, whose product is annotated as CDK5 and ABL1 enzyme substrate 2-like. Gene Ontology annotation, biological process: regulation of cell cycle. The record is from RefSeq and is a predicted model, not a curated record. NCBI's taxonomy places the organism in Eukaryota, Metazoa, Chordata, Actinopteri, Carangiformes, Carangidae. The transcript is spliced from 9 exons. The coding region runs from base 1 to 1545 and encodes 514 amino acids.